AUGGCAGGAACAUCCAGGGCAAUGACCCUCCUCGUUACCAUCCUGGCCUAUCUGGCCCUGAUCCCCAGUGUCGCUGGUAUGGACUUCGUCUCUCGCAAAGGAUGGAACGCCCGCGCACCCAAAGAAGCCUACACACCCAUCACGAAUCCCAAGGGCGUCAAGGUCCACUACCUGGGAACGAUGUUCACCGGACGCAAACACUCGGAAUGUGCCGCGUACAUGCGCUCCGUGCAGGAUGAGCAUAUGGACGACUCGCCCGAAAAUUACUUCGACAUCGCCUAUAGUCUGGCAGUCUGCGAGCACGGGUAUGUCUACGACGGGCGCGGCAAGGGACAUCGCAGCGGCGCCAACGGUAACCAGCAGUUGAACAACGAUCACUACGCGGUGCUGGCCUUCCUGGCCAAGUACGGCGUCAACAAGCCCACUGAUGACCAGAUCAUGGGUAUCCAGGACGCUAUUGCGUAUCUGCGUCGUGCGGGCGCCGGAAACGAGAUCAAGGGCCACAAGGACGGAUAUAACACCGAAUGUCCCGGAAAGCCUCUCUACAAGCUGGUUACCGAUGGGUCACUUGAGCCGGGUAAACUCUGGGAUGGCGGAUCUCAUGUUGUCAAGAAGGGAGAAGACCUGGAUGGUAUCAGCAAGAAGUAUAACGUGCCAAAGAGGCAUAUCAUCACCGCGAACGGGCUUAAGAAGCCAUACGAUCUGAAGACGGGGCAGAAACUCACCAUCCCUGCGCGAGGUGUGCCUCUGGGCAAGAAUGCAUCCGCCAAUGGUGAGAGCGAGGGUGGCAGCGGUGAUGACAAGAAAAUGCAGCCCUUCCCCGGUGCCGAAUGGUUCAAGUCGAAGCCGAAGAGUGCGGUCGUCACUGCCAUGGGAAAGCGACUGGUGGAGGAGGAUUGCAAUCGGUAUUCCAAGGAUGGACCCGGGGCGCAGUGGAACGACGAACAUGUGGCGUCGUAUAAGUGCUGGCAGAAGAAACUGGGAUUUACUGGCGCCGCGGCGGAUGGACUGCCGGGGAAAGCUACCUGGGAGGUGUUGAAGGUGCCUCACACUGAAGCUAUUGGCAAGUAG
Messenger RNA from Aspergillus tanneri, 1071 nucleotides. RefSeq names its product peptidoglycan recognition protein 1 (gene PGLYRP1). Gene Ontology annotation, biological process: peptidoglycan catabolic process. The record is from RefSeq and is a predicted model, not a curated record. Gene Ontology annotation, molecular function: zinc ion binding; N-acetylmuramoyl-L-alanine amidase activity. NCBI's taxonomy places the organism in Eukaryota, Fungi, Ascomycota, Eurotiomycetes, Eurotiales, Aspergillaceae. The transcript has a single exon. The coding region runs from base 1 to 1071 and encodes 356 amino acids.